CCCCCGGCGCGGGCUCGGGCUGCGAUGGGAUUAGUCUCAACCGCCGCCGGGCACGGUGAAUGACUCCGGCAGCCCUGGAGGGUUGGAUGCCGCAGCCUCAGCGCCCCCCUCGCUGUUCGGGGGGCAAGCCAGAUUGCAUGACGUCAGUCUCUCCUGAGUUGUGGAGGACAGAAGCUUCACAAACCACCAGCCAACCUAUUCACAUCUUGCACUGAGUGAGCUUUUCCCAGGGAACUAGCACGUGAUGCCAUGCUCAAUAUGACUUGCACAAAAGCAGAGGGGGAGAACCAUUAAGAAUGACUGAGCCAACAAGACAGACGGCUGAUGAGGGAUGUGACCUGUAGGAGGUGGAACCAUAAAUGGAAGUGGAAAAAUGAAAAGUCUUGUGUAUGAAGAAAAUUGAGGGCUGUGGAAACUUGAGAGCUGAAAGAAGUUUAACAUGUCAAGCAGAUCUCUGCAGAACUACUAAAGGUAAAGACAUUUUCAGACUUAUACAGCAACAACAAGAUUUGAAUGAAAACUUCAGACAGAAAGAUCAAACCCUGCACAUUCUUUUCCAGGAAUUUCAUCUGCCCCAUCUGAGAUUCAUUAUGGUACCUUGCAGUGAGAAAUGACUUCCUCUGAAGAAUAUAGGUGCCACAAUGACAGAAAGAUAGUGGUCUUGUUUCCCUCUGAGUUGACAAAGUGAAAUGGUGCUCUUAAAGAGAUAAGUGUUUAUUAUACUUGGAAACCCAAACUGUGUAGCUGGACGAUUUUUCCUGAACCUGCACUCCAGUGUUCUAAUGGACGAUUGACAGUGGCAUCAUGUAGUAGUCCCUGAAGUGUUAUCAUAACUGAGUUGCAAUGGUUUUGUACACUUCCCCAUUUCCCAACAGCUUUCUAUCAGUUCUGCAUUCAUUUUCCUGGGGCCUGAUUUUCCCAUGUUAUUGGUUUGCAGACAGGCUUGUAGCCUCUUUUGUUCCUACCACCUAUGAAAAACGUCAGAGGGCAGAUGAUCCAUGCUACUUUCAAGCACUCUGCAUUAUUAUUACCACUCCUAUCUACUUGGCACUGCUAUUAGCAUCUCUUCCUUUUGCCUUGAUCGGCUUCUUGUUAUGGUCACCUCUCCAGUCAGCUAGAAGGCCAUAUAUCUACUCUAGGCUUGAAGACAGGAGCCAGGCCAAUGGAGCUACACUACUUGCUGAAUGGAAAGCUACAGGCAAUGGGAAAAGCUUCUGCUUUGGCAGUGCCAAUGUUUGUCUGCUACCAGAUUCUCUGGCAAGAUUUAACAAUGUGUUUAACACACAAGCACGAGCUAGAGAAAUUGGGCGGAGAAUCAGAAAUGGGGCAAGCAGACCACAAAUAAAAAUCUAUAUAGAUUCUCCCACUAACACAUCCAUCAGCGCAGCAAGUUUCAGCAGCUUGGUAUCUCCCCAAGGUGGAGAUAGCAAUAACCGCGCUGUCAAUGUUGGCAUCAAAAGGACAUCAUCUCUGGAAUACAAGGGAGAUAAUUCUGGCUCCAAUAAUAGUGAGGAUAGUAGAGAUGCUAAAGCUGGAGAGGACCUAAAUGAGGGAGAAGACAACAAUACAUGUAUUGUGCGCAUAAAUGGGGAGGAUAAUGGCCACGUUUCAGACCCAGAAGCAGAUGCCAUUUGUGCCCAGGCUAAUACUAGUGGGCCAGCAGAACACUCAUUGGAAGGUGAAAGACAGAGCCCAAAGGGUCAAAUAUCCAACCAUAAACAGAAAGAAGGAGAUUCUGGGAGUUUAGACAGCUAUGCUGCCUCACGAGAGUCCCUGGUUAAGGUUCGCAUUGGAGAUGGCACAGUGGACCAAAGCAGCAUCAACAACAAACUCCUUUACAAAGCCUCGGUCAUGAAGAAGACCUCUACAAGGAAAAAGAAGCAUACGGAUGAAAACUUUGACCACGAGAUAUCUGCUUUCUUCCCUGCUAACUUGGACUUCCUAUGCUUGCAGGAAGUGUUUGACAAAAGAGCAGCAGAGAAGUUGAAACAGCAGCUCCAUCACUAUUUUGAAUACAUUCUAUAUGAUGUUGGGGUCUAUGGCUGCCAUGGCUGCUGUAGCUUUAAGUUUGUUAACAGUGGCCUGCUUUUUGCCAGCCGCUACCCAGUUAUGGAUGCUGCUUAUCACUGUUACCCCAAUGGAAAAGGAACGGACUCCUUGGCUUCCAAGGGAGCCUUGUUUCUCAAGGUGCAAGUGGGAAGUACACCUCAGGACCAAAGAAUUGUGGGAUACAUUUCCUGCACUCACUUGCAAGCUCUAGCAGGAGACACUACUGUUCGAUGUGAGCAACUUGAUCUGCUUCAAGAUUGGCUGGCUGAUUUCCGAAAAUCUACCUCCUCCUCCAGCACAGCCAAUCCAGAGGAGCUAGUGGCUUUUGAUGUGAUCUGUGGAGAUCUCAACUUUGACAACUGUUCAUCUGAGGACAAGCUGGAACAGCAGCACUCCCUGUUUACACGCUACAAAGACCCAUGCCGGCUUGGACCUGGAGAGGAAAAGCCAUGGGCAAUUGGUACCCUAUUAGAUCCUGAAGGGUUGUAUGAAGAAGAAGUGUGCACUCCAGAUAACCUACAGAAGGUGCUGGAAAGUGAAGAAGGGAGGAAAGGCUAUGUGGUGUACCCUACCAGCAAGAACCAUAGUUCAAGUCAAAAGGGGAGAAAGGCAUCACUCAAAGGCAGCGGGAGGAGGAUUGACUACAUGCUUUACACAGAAGAGGGUAUUUACCUGGAAUGGAAAGUGGAAGUUGAAGAGUUCAAUUUUAUUACACAGUUAGCAGGUUUGACAGACCACCUGCCAGUGGCUAUGCGUCUGAUGGUAUCUACAGGGGAAGAGGAUUCAUAAAACUGACCAGCUUAGUCAGAAGAUUAGAAGAGGGAAGUUUCAAUUUGACCUAUAUCAGAGGAUAAGAAAGAACUCUUCUGGUGCCACAUUAAGAUAGAUAACUAGACCUGACCCAGGCUACCCCUCCACAACUCAACUGGCUUUCAAGUUCCUCUCAAAAUGUACCAGCAUCGGAGGAAAUAAAGGGAAGAAAUUAUGUGGGUUGGGACCAAUAAAAAACCAUUGUAACAAGUUGGUCAGGUAACAGGGCAGGGCUGUAUCUCAUCGCUUUCACUGUGGACCAAAAGGAACCGAGAUGGAAGUCCUUAUUCCUUUUGAACCAGUGCCAUUCUUACUAAAACAUGUUUUUAUACUAAUAUAUAGCACAAUUUAGUUUGUAAUCCGUCUGUGAGUUAGUGCUGCUCAAUGGAUUUUUGCAUAUCUUUGUAAAACUAAGCUAAAGCUUUUUUUCUUUUCUUUUUCCAAGCCUGUUAAUGUCGUAGUAGUAUGCCUGCAUCAGUAGCAUGCGCCCGCAUUGCAUGCCACUCUGAGAUAAAUAGUCAUUAAGAUACCAUGGGGGAAAUAAGCAUAGAAAUAGAAAUUCAAAAUCAGAAGCUACCCAAGAAAAGCAUUCUGGGAUUGGCUAAACAUUUUCCAAUCAACUUAAUGGACUUUAAAAAAAAAAUCUGCACCCAAUUUGCAAUAAGAAUCUUACCCUUUCAGAGUCCUCUCUAAGGAUUAUUAUUAAAAAUCAGAUGUUAAAAGUUUAAAAAUCUAGUCCCAGAAUCCUUAUUCCAACUAUAUGCCCAUUAAAAUCAACAAGAGUUUUGCCUGGGUAACAGCUCCAGAAUAGGGCCUAAGUUUGCUAACUACAUGAUGCCACUUUUGAAUGUCUUAGGGUUCCUUCCCCACAUUUAGGGCAGUUCUGACUUACAGUAUGAGGUUAUAUAGAAUUGUAUGGUUAUCGAUUCACGUGGUAUCACUGAUAAUAUCAGAGGGUCAAUUCUCUUCUUUGAUUGGAAACAAUGAAUGAGGAAAGACUUGUGACGAACAUGCAAGACACAAAGUGAUGAUUUCAGAGAACAGAUGAAGAAAGCAGAGUGUGUUUGACAAGACAGGUUGGGACACUGAUUUUCAAAGGAACAGAAACUGAUGGCAGAAUAAAAAAACAAAAAAAGGGCACUAAAACCUGAAGCCUUUUUUAAAGGAGAACUCUUCUUGUGAUCUGAAAAUAAUUUUUUAAUGUGUGGAAUACAGCCCUGCAUUUU
Pelodiscus sinensis (Chinese soft-shelled turtle) is the source of this 4085-nucleotide messenger RNA. Lineage: Eukaryota; Metazoa; Chordata; Testudines; Trionychidae. The record is from RefSeq and is a predicted model, not a curated record.